Messenger RNA from Aricia agestis (brown argus), 1519 nucleotides. RefSeq lists its product as uncharacterized. The coding region runs from base 70 to 1245 and encodes 391 amino acids. The transcript is spliced from 3 exons. NCBI's taxonomy places the organism in Eukaryota, Metazoa, Arthropoda, Insecta, Lepidoptera, Lycaenidae. The record is from RefSeq and is a predicted model, not a curated record.
UUAAAUUAUUUAGAUGGUUAUCAAGAUAUAUUAAACUUUUCAAUAAUGAAGAAAGUUACAAAAUAAGUGAUGUCUGCCAGAAAUUAUAUGUUUUCGGCACGUGAAAAAAGUAACAAAGUUAUUGACUGCUUGCCUCAGAUUUAUGAGCAGAAACAUUUUCAACGCACAUCGAGAAACUUACCAACUCAUUCAGCUAACUCCAGGAACUAUGUCAAUAGAAAUAUAAACUGUUCAUAUACGUUAAAUAAUCUAGUAUCGGACAAUCUAGAUCGAGUAGGGAGUCCAUAUUCCGACUUCUUUUCAGAAAGCGAAACAGGGACUCCAGACUUCCGCAGCGAAGAAAGUGACAGCAGUGCAGGAUCAGCUUUGAAUCGAAGCACUGCCGAGGCAACUAAAACUUUGGAAGAUGAGUGGGAGAGAAUAGAAAGGACAAUAUAUGACGAAGAUGGUGAAAAGUCCCAUCGUCCACAGAUUGUUGAGGAGUGUGAGCAAUGGAAACAGAUUCACCCACAACUCAGAGUUAUUGGAAAAUCUAUACCCAUCCCAGAUCGAAAAACAUUUUACAGAUACAAUGACCGAGAACAUGAGGAAGUUAUAGCAAUGCACUACAGUGACUAUGAACAGUUCAGUGAGAGUGAGGAGAGGCUCUCACAGAGUAGUACUGAUGUCACUCCACAAAACUCACCGAGACCUUACAUUGCUGAUGAUUUUUGGGAGUCUCCUGGCAUAUCUAGAUUUCCAAGGGAAAGAAGAUGUUACAGAGAUGAUGAGUCUGAUCUGUCUGAUACAUUUUGCUCACUUCUCCACAUCACACCUGUACAAAUGCACAGCCCAUUUAAAAAACGACAAAACCCAUCAAUAUUGCGAUCAGAUCUUGCUUCCUCAAAAUGGAUGAGGAACAGGAGGCCUGAUUCCUCUAUCAAUUAUGGGAGAAGCAGUGCUAAAUCUUUUAUUUCUUUGGAUGUGAAAAAUUAUAAAACCAUAAGUGCAUCUGAUAAUAGUAAAAUAAUAAAUGGCAGAGUGCUAACUGCCAGACAGAGAGAGAUGGCUAAGCUCGAACCUCUUUAUACUCCAGAAGCAAUAAAUGAAUUAUCAGGAUAUAGCAAUGAACACCAAUCUCACACACGAAAGGUAUCACUUCCUCCUUUAUUUGUAGAAGAUGACAGGAGAAAGAUAAACACCAGCUCAGCAAGAAAAUCUUCAAAAAGAAAAAUUGCUCCAAAAGUAGAAAGACUUCAUAGAUAGCCUUAUGGAAUAAUUGAGAUAAAAGGAAGACUGUAGUGAUUUAUUAAUAGGAGUUUCAUCCAAAAAAUAUGAAUUAGCUAGUCAAUUUGACAACUUGAAUAAUACAUGCACGGAAGUUGAGUCACAUUUAAAAUAAUUAAAAACUUUUGACAAACAUCAGCACACGAAAACACCUAGUUUUCAGGCUUUGAAGCCGUUGGUGGGUUAUUUCAUGUUUUAAUACUUUUAGAACCUUUCUUUACAUAUCCUCAAGAAGGAAAUCCCUCUUACUUAU